AGGUAUUUCGACCAUUUUAAUCAUGAGAAUUUGCCCAACAAUUUUUGCAGUUUUGAUCUAUAUUCCUUGCGUUGGAACUCAACAAGCAUUUGCGUCAGUUUCGUAUUCAGCAAUCCAGAAAAUUAUACCACACGCCACAAAUGCCAAUACUUUUGCUCUAGCCCAGGGCUUAUUCCAAAACCGUGGAAAAUUCGCAGUCAUGAGACAACUUGUUAACAAAUUUUUCAAUCAGAACAAGGCAGGAAAACCGCAACCAAAAACACUUUCUUUGUAUGAUAAUUCCACGUAUAGCAAGCAGAAAAUGAUUGCGUUGGUUAAUAAUAGACAAGCAGUCACACAGUGGUGGAACCAAGAUAUGACGCCUGGACUGAAGAAGAUUUACAAUGCAGCUACAGCUUCCACUUACAAAGACCUCUACGCUUACUUUGACAAUCGUUACAUCAACAGUUUUUCCUACACACUUGCCUACUGGAUGCUUACAGUUUUGAUGAAGGACAUGUUUGAUGAAAGCUCCUUUAACAAAACAUCCGACCUAAUUCUGGAUUCAUUGACUGCUCGAUUGGAGAAGAACAGUGCUAUUGCAUUUGAAAUCUACACAGAGGCUUUUGAGAAAAAUCAUAAUCAAACAUUGAUGAAGGGAAAAUGGUAGAUGCUUGAGUAAAAAUAAUGUAGUUGAAAUAAAUACAUUUAUGCGAAAU
Caenorhabditis elegans is the source of this 698-nucleotide messenger RNA. RefSeq names its product DUF4919 domain-containing protein (gene C08F11.1). Bases 23 to 649 code for a protein of 208 amino acids. The record is from RefSeq and is marked reviewed. The transcript is spliced from 6 exons. NCBI's taxonomy places the organism in Eukaryota, Metazoa, Nematoda, Chromadorea, Rhabditida, Rhabditidae.